Aureobasidium namibiae CBS 147.97 is the source of this 1566-nucleotide messenger RNA. Its product is annotated as putative Xaa-Pro aminopeptidase. Bases 1 to 1566 code for a protein of 521 amino acids. Lineage: Eukaryota; Fungi; Ascomycota; Dothideomycetes; Dothideales; Saccotheciaceae. The transcript has 6 exons. Gene Ontology annotation, molecular function: metalloaminopeptidase activity; manganese ion binding. The record is from RefSeq and is a predicted model, not a curated record.
AUGCGUGAAAAUCAAGGUCCGGCAAGUCCUUUGACUGUCAGCCGUACGGGUCCCAUCGUAUCUGCGUUUGGUGGUCUCAGCAUCGCCAUCAGGUCUGUAUCGACUUUAGAUAAAUAUCCUGCACGAGAGCAUGCGCAAAGAGUCGCUCGAGCUCUGGACGUUGAUCAAGGUCUCAUCUACUUACUUGGUGAACAGACCCUGAACUGGCCUGAUAGCGAUCAACCUCGCGCUUUUAGGCAGCUUCGCUACUUUCUGUACCUAAGCGGAUGUCAGGAGGCCGACUGCUUCGUAACAUAUGAUAUUGCGUCAGACAAGCUGACUUUGUGGUUGGCACCCAUCGAUCCACGAAAGGUUGUCUGGACCGGCAGAGGAUCUACUGUUCAAGAGGCGCUCGACAAGUACGACAUUGACGAAGCCCGUUUUGCACCAUCGCUUGCACAUUUCGUCAAGAAAUGGACUUCUAACCAUGCAGGCUCCAUUUAUGUUCUACACCCUAAUGAGGCCCUUUCCAAGAGUUUUCCUUCUAGGGUCGAUUCAGAGAAGCUCCGACCGGCGAUGGACGAAUGCCGGGUGAUCAAAGAUACUCACGAAAUUUCUUUGGUCAAGAAAGCCAACCAUAUCAGUGCAUUGGCUCACGAGAAAGUGUUGCAAAAGCUACGGUCAUUCAAGAAUGAAGCGCAAGUACAGGCCGAGAUUCUGGACGUCUGUGUAGCCCACGGUGCCAAACACCAGGCAUAUGAAAUCAUUGCUGGGUCUGGACCGAACGCUGCAGUCCUUCAUUACAUCAAGAAUGACGAGGAUUUUGAAGAUCGCCAACUGAUGUGCUUAGAUGCUGGCGCAGAGUGGCAAGGAUAUGCAGCAGAUGUCACCCGAACGUUUCCCCUUUCCGGUCACUGGCCUUCUCGCGAGGCAAAACAGAUAUACGACUUGGUGCAGCGUAUGCAGACGAAAUGCAUGGAUGUGCUUGGACCCGGAGCACGAUUCGUAGACGCGCAGUAUCUCGCGCACCUUAUUGCCAUUGAAGGGCUGCUCGAGCUGGGAAUUUUCCACAACGGCUCCAAGAAGGAGAUCUAUGAGGCAGGUACAUCGAUUGCUUUUUUCCCACAUGGUCUCGGUCAUCAUAUGGGGUUGGAAGUGCAUGAUGUAUCGACGGUGCUCACGAAAACGAACAGCGCCACUACUGACGCGGAUGAUGGCGUCGUCCCAGAGAUUGCUUCGCAUCUACCUAGCGUAGAGACUAGAGCAGAGCUUGGGUCGUUGUCGGCCAACAUUGUUCCUGCGGUAUGGAGCAGGGCUCUCAAUGAAGCGAGCGCGCCUAGUCUGCAGCCUGGAAUGAUCAUCACAGUAGAGCCAGGCCUCUAUUUCAACCGUGAAGCUCUCGAGACAGUGUUCUUCCCCUCUCCGGUACAUUCAAAGUACAUCAACAGAUCGGUACUCGAGCGCUUCAUGGCGGUUGGUGGAGUCCGUAUCGAAGACGAUCUAUUGAUCACUAAAGAUGGAUGGGAAAACCUGACGACUGCGGCGAAGGGCGAGGCGGCCCUUCGGAUUAUCCGUGGUGAAAGCUAA